This is a messenger RNA of Neurospora tetrasperma FGSC 2508, 1938 nucleotides long. RefSeq lists its product as uncharacterized. The record is from RefSeq and is a predicted model, not a curated record. Gene Ontology annotation, biological process: mitotic intra-S DNA damage checkpoint signaling; resolution of meiotic recombination intermediates; DNA catabolic process. Gene Ontology annotation, molecular function: DNA binding; crossover junction DNA endonuclease activity; 3'-flap endonuclease activity. NCBI's taxonomy places the organism in Eukaryota, Fungi, Ascomycota, Sordariomycetes, Sordariales, Sordariaceae. The coding region runs from base 1 to 1938 and encodes 645 amino acids. Gene Ontology annotation, cellular component: nucleus; Holliday junction resolvase complex. The transcript has a single exon.
AUGGCUGGCGAUACUGGUGCUAACCCACUGUUUCUCGGUUGGGUCAAGGAGUGGUGGGAUACCGCCCGUGAACACAACACCAAAGGCGCCCCCACCUACAAAAAGGCAUACAACUCACUCAAAGCAUGUCCAUUGACUUUUCAACAUCCUUCGGAACUUCAGGUACUCAACGGGUUUGGCCCCACAAUCAGUCAAAGACUUACCGACAGGCUUAAGCAAUAUUGCGAGGAGAAUGGCCUCCCCAUGCCCAAACAUCCCAAGAGGAAGCGAACGUUGGAGUUAGAAUCAGCUCUUGCGGCAGCGGGUGCCGCGCAAGAUGAACAGCCAUCACCUCCCAAGAGAGCCAGGACAGCCCGACCUUAUGUUCCGAAGCUGAACAGCGGCGCAUAUGCUCUGCUCAUGGCUCUUUCAGAACUUGGACCCAAAGAGUUCAUGGACAAGACCACGCUUAUCGCCAAAGCACAACCUUAUUCUGAACACUCCUUCACCGUUCCUACCAUGGCAAACAAAUCGUAUACAGCUUGGGAUUCCAUAAAGACACUCGAAGACAAAGAACUUGUUUAUAUACGCGGUCGGCCUUCCAAAAGAUUUUCAUUGACAGAUGACGGCUGGGAAGUGGUCAACCGGAUGAAGGAAGCACAGAACCUCGUGGAUGGAGUGGGUGGGAGCGCUAAUACGUCAAGGAACUCCAUUGCUAGUGGCAGCGGUACUUCCAAUCCCAACCGCAGUGAGAAUGUCAACCCUAAUCGUCAAGACAGCGGAGUCAAGAGGGAAAGUCGAUACACACCUCUUGACUUGAAGCCGUUUGUCUCGACUACAGCAACCCCGGAUAGACCAUUGCAGCCAAAACCUCACACGGCAAAUUCAGAAUAUAGUAUCAUCAUCGAUAGUGACGAUGAAGACCCCAAGUAUGAUGAAGAGGACCGGAAACCAAUUAUCCGAGAGACGACAAACCGCGAUUACAUCGACCUGGUAGCAGACGGCGAUUCCGUGCCUGACGAGUCCAGCCUCCCCCAUUUUACCCCCAUUCGACUAGCCCCCGGCUCCUUCACAGUCGAACUAGUCCUCGACACGCGCGAAGUCCAAGCCAAGAACAACCGGGACCACAUCCAAGAAGAGCUCUCCAAACUCGGUGUUCGACCCAUCAUGCGGAGUCUCGAGCUCGGCGACGUCCUCUGGAUCGCCAAGUGCAAGCAACCGGGCUGGCUUAACAGGCUAGGCGCCGAAGGUGACGAGGUCGUCCUAGAUUACAUUGUCGAGCGCAAACGCCUGGAUGAUCUUAUUGGGAGCAUCAAGGACGGGCGCUUCCGCGAGCAAAAGUACCGGCUGAAGCGAUCGGGCAUGAAGAACGUUGUUUACAUUAUCGAGAACUUCAACAUCGACAUGGAUAUCCGACGACAGUACCAGGACGCAAUGGACACGGCCAUGGCGUCGAUCCAGGUCGUCAACGGCUAUUUCUUGAAGAAGACAGACACGAUUGCCGAGUCCAUCCGGUACUUGGCGGCCGUGACGUAUAUGCUCAAGGAGAUAUACGAAAGCAAGCCGCUGUUUGUCAUUCCAACUCAGGUCCUGACGGCCAAGAAUUACUUGCCGCUGGUGAAGCAUCUGCGGGAGAAAGAGCCGUCCAGGGGGUACUAUAUCAGUUAUCCGGCCUUUGCGUCGCUGGUUUCCAAGUCGGAGAUGAUGACGCUGAAGGACGUGUUCAUCAAGAUGUUGAUGUGCAUCAGGAGGCUGUCGGGAGAAAAGGCGAUUGAGAUCCAAAAGGUGUGGAAGACGCCGUUUCAGCUGGUCAAGGCGUUUGAGGCUUGCGGGAGUGAUGAGAAUGGGAAAAAGAAGCAGAAGGUUUUGGUGAUGAGUAUGCUUUCGCACCUGGUUGAUCGGAGGAGUGUAGAUAAGGGACUGAGUGAGAGGAUUGCUGAUGUUUGGGGUUUUCUGUGA